CCAACUACUUCAAGUAUACCUAACUGAAGAAGCAAACAACCAUAGAUGGCAGUCGCUAAACAGCUAAGAACAUUCUCCUUCAAAAUAUUUUGGUUUAUUCUCUCUUGUAGCCUUCAUUGCCUUGCUUCACCUCACCAUCAUAACUUCGUGGUCAAAGAAGCUCCAUACACAAGACUGUGCGGCACAAAGAAGAUCCUCACUGUAAAUAGACAAUUUCCGGGUCCAACCCUCAGGGUUCAUAAAGGGGAUAAAAUUUUUGUCAAGGUUCAUAACAAUGGAAAAUACAACAUCACAAUUCACUGGCAUGGAGUGAAACAGCCUAGGAACCCGUGGUCAGAUGGUCCUGAAUACAUAACGCAGUGCCCAUUUCAACCAGGAGCAAGUUUCACACAGAGGAUUAUAUUUUCUACAGAAGAAGGGACUCUGUGGUGGCAUGCUCACAGUGACUGGUCACGUGCAACAGUCCAUGGAACUAUUUUUGUAUACCCAAAACAUGGAACUAGCUACCCUUUCCCUAAGCCUGAUGCCGAGGUGCCAAUUAUAUUGGGAGAGUGGUGGAAGAAAGAUGUGAUGAAGAUCCUACAGGAAUUUCUUAAAACUGGGGGAAGCAAACUAUAAAGCCCCAACGUCUCUGAUGCUUUCACUAUAAAUGGUCAGCCCGGUGGCACGUAUCCAUGUUCAAAAUCAGAAACAUUUCGCCUAUUUGUCGAUCAAGGCAAAACUUAUCUACUCCGCAUGGUAAAUGCCGCUGUGGACACCAUUCUCUUCUUCGCUAUUGCACACCAUAAUCUUACGGUUGUUGGCACAGACGGAAGCUACACUAAACCAUUAACAAGCAACUACAUUGCAAUUUCUCCUGGGCAAACCCUAGAUGUUCUUCUUCACGCCAACCAAAUCUCUAACCUUUAUUACAUGUCAGCGAGAGCUUAUUCGAGUGGCGUUAAUGUUCCUUUUGACAAUACCACAACCACAGCUUUAAUUCUAUACAGUGGAAACUACUCACUUUCAUCUCCUGCCUUGCCUUAUCUUCCUUAUUAUAACGACACAACUGCAGCCUUCAAUUUUAUCGAAAACCUUCGAAGUUUAGCUAAAAAAGAUCAUCCCAUUGAUGUCCCCUUAAGCAUUAACACUAGAUUAAUCUCCACAAUUUCAGUAGACACAUUUCCCUGCAGCGAAAACCAUCCAUGCGAAGGACCAAACGGAACUCGCCUUUCGGCUAGCAUGAACAACAUAAGUUUUGUUGACCCUUUCAUUGAUAUACUUGAAGCUUACUACAAACACAUCAACGGGGUGUAUGGAUACCGUUUUCCACGGUUUCCUCCAUUGAUGUUUAAUUUUACAGCAGAUUAUUUGCCGAUCAUCUUAGAGAUACCGGAACAAGGAACGGAGGUGAGGGUGUUGAAUUAUAAUUCUACAGUGGAAAUAGUGAUGCAAGGUACGAAUUUAGUGGCUGGAAUCGAUCACCCCAUGCAUUUGCAUGGACACAGCUUUUUUGUUGUAGGAUUAGGGUUUGGAAAUUUUGAUAAAGACAAGGACCUGGAAAUUUUGAACACCGUUACUGUGCCUAGAAAUGGCUGGGCAGCCAUCAGAUUCAGGGCAAACAACCCCGGAGUUUGGUUCAUGCACUGUCAUUUAGAGAGGCACCUCACUUGGGGAAUGGAGACAGUAUUCAUCGUGAAGGACGGCAAAAAACCUGAAGGAAGGAUCCUGCCUCCACCAGAAGACUUGCCCCCAUGUUAAACAGAAUUAGAACUUGAAAUUUGUAUGCUUAAUUAAGAUCUAUAUAUUAAGUUCCAAAAAGUUAAAACAUCUUUAAAAAUUAACAUAUAUUCAUGGAUGGAAUUUACGACUUUUGUUUCAGAUAUUUUGAAAUGUGGUAGAAGUCAAAUCUCAGAUCGGGCAUUUGUCAAAUCUACGACUUUUGAA
This is a messenger RNA of Mangifera indica (mango), 1926 nucleotides long. Its product is annotated as laccase-15-like. Gene Ontology annotation, biological process: lignin catabolic process. NCBI's taxonomy places the organism in Eukaryota, Viridiplantae, Streptophyta, Magnoliopsida, Sapindales, Anacardiaceae. Gene Ontology annotation, molecular function: copper ion binding; hydroquinone:oxygen oxidoreductase activity. The record is from RefSeq and is a predicted model, not a curated record. Gene Ontology annotation, cellular component: apoplast.